Messenger RNA from Dermochelys coriacea (leatherback sea turtle), 1011 nucleotides. Its product is annotated as von Willebrand factor A domain-containing protein 5A-like. Lineage: Eukaryota; Metazoa; Chordata; Testudines; Dermochelyidae. The record is from RefSeq and is a predicted model, not a curated record.
AUGGGGCUGUUUGUUUUCACGGAUGGGGAGGUGGGGCACACCAAGGAUGUCAUCACCGAAGUGCAGCGUCACUGGGAGACCCACAGGUGCUUCUCCUUUGGCAGCGGGGCUGGGGCCUCCACGGCUCUGAUCAAAGGCAUCGCCUGGGCAGCAGGGGGCAGCGCUGAGUUAAUCAAGGGCCAGGACCACACGCAGCCCAAGAAUCUGCCCCCCAGGAUGGAGGCGGCAUUGCCGGGUCGGGGCCCUGAGGUGAUCUUCCCUGGGCAGCGGUGCCUCAUCUAUGUCCAGCUCCACGGGCAGCCCCAGCCCCCCGGCACUGCUGUGGGGGGCGUCACCCUGCAGUACCGCAUCCAGGACCAGACCUACAAGGAGAUGCUGCAGUUCCCCCUGCAGCCACAAGAUGGAGACAGGCUGCCCGUUCAUCGGCUGGCAGCCAAAUGGCUGCUGCUGGAACUGGAGGGGGCCGUGGGGGCCAGGUCAGAGGGGGACCGGCGCCGGGCGCUGGAGACCAGCCUGAGCUCGGGAGUCGUCUGCUCCCUCACGGCCUACGUGGGGGUGGACACAGAGCGGGGGCAGCCGGUGCAGGGGCCGCUGGUGAGACGGGACAUCCCGCUGUCAGGUAACCCCGGACGGGUCGGGGAUCCUGGCAUCGGGCUACUGUGUGGCUCUUCUGGACCCUCCCUGCCCCCCAGGGUGACCCCCGUGCCCCCGGCCCCAGGGCAGGAGGAGAGCAGCGGGCACUGGCCGGAUAAAAUGAGGGGCAGCCUGCGGGGCCUGGCCCUCCCAGCUGGGAGAUGCCUGUCCUGGCUCUGCUGCCUCCCAGAGCUCAUCCAGGGGGGCCUCCGAUGCAAGGGCAGCGAGUCCUGUAAACACGGUGCCCCGCCUGAGACCGCACCCCAGGAAGAGUGGGCAUCAGAGGAGUCUUCCAUGCUGAGGCUGGUGUCUCUGCAGAAUGUCGACGGCUUAUGGGACCUGGACCCCUGGCUGGCCGCCGUGCUGGGGGUGAGUUAG